Messenger RNA from Pteropus alecto (black flying fox), 7976 nucleotides. RefSeq names its product WD repeat domain 7 (gene WDR7). Gene Ontology annotation, molecular function: protein binding. The coding region runs from base 953 to 5329 and encodes 1458 amino acids. Lineage: Eukaryota; Metazoa; Chordata; Mammalia; Chiroptera; Pteropodidae. The record is from RefSeq and is a predicted model, not a curated record. Gene Ontology annotation, cellular component: cytoplasm. The transcript has 28 exons.
GAAGUUAUUGUGCCUAUUUUGUAUACGGGAAAACUGAAAAUGAAAAGAAGCUACAUGUCCCAGAUGACACGAACAACGUGCAGUGGAUAAACCAGGACAGAAUACACGCCUCUGUGAAUGCAGAGCUCACGCUCCACCACUCUUUGCCGCCCACACGUAGGCUGUAUAUUCAUUCUCCCUCUGCAGGAAUGUUGCACAAGGUCAAACUUCCCCUAGUCGAGUAGCAGAGCUCUUCCUCUGACCCUCUGUGUGGUGGGCAACAGCUAAAUUUGGAGGUCACAGGGAAACAGUAACCAAUUCUAGAGCUAACACUUUCCAUGCGCUUGACUGAGUCACCGGGCAGAAGAAUAACCUUGCAACACCCUGGCCGCAAGGAACAAACACCUAGACUUGCCACUUCAUGCUUUCUUCCAUCUUGGUCCUCCCAGCCUGGGCAUUCGAGGCGAGAAGAGAGCCUAGACCACACUUCCCAUAACCAAAAUGGCAGCCGUGCACUCCUUGCCCACAGUUUACCACCUUCGUUCCAUCUCCAUGGUGCCGGCCUAGGCCAGGCGUGUAUGGAAACGUUGAGCAUUUCUCUCCCCUUCAUUUUUUGCGACAGUUGCAGCGAAAGUCACGGCAGUUGAGGCUGGUGUCAGCUGAUUUACUGCAACGGCGGCGGCGGCGGCGGCAGUAGCGGCAUCCUGCAGCCGCGGUGGAGAGACGGCAGCCGGGCUGGGGUUGUGGUCCCAAAGGUUUUCCCACCCAGAUUUUCCCACCCCACAUUCUUCUUAGAUACGUCCUUGUCUUGUGCUCCCUUGCUGGUGCGUCCGCUCAUGGUCCGACAGACAACAUCACGGCACGAGAUGAAGCUGUGACAGAUGGGGAAGCUGAGACCCAGAGGGGUAACUUUUUCAAGAUUGCAUAAAAGAGUCAGGACCUGAAUACCGUUCUUCUGAUUAUUUAAAACACAAUGGCAGGAAACAGCCUUGUUCUACCCAUCGUGCUUUGGGGUCGCAAAGCACCAACUCAUUGCAUCUCAGCAGUACUUUUAAUGGACGAUGGAGCCACAGUUGUAACUGGAUGCCAUGAUGGACAGAUAUGUCUCUGGGAUCUCUCAGUAGAAUUGGAAGUUAAUCCUCGAGCACUGUUAUUUGGUCAUACAGCUUCAAUCACCUGUUUAUCUAAAGCUUGUGCUUCUAGUGACAAACAAUAUAUAGUGAGUGCAUCUGAAAGUGGAGAAAUGUGCCUCUGGGAUGUGAGUGAUGGCAGAUGUAUUGAAUUUACAAAAUUAGCCUGCACACAUACUGGCAUACAGUUCUACCAGUUCUCUGUUGGAAAUCAGAGAGAAGGAAGGCUUUUAUGCCAUGGUCAUUAUCCAGAAAUCCUUGUUGUGGAUGCCACCAGCCUUGAAGUGUUAUACUCCUUAGUAUCAAAGAUAUCUCCAGACUGGAUUAGCUCCAUGAGUAUUAUUCGGUCCCACCGGACACAAGAGGACACGGUGGUAGCACUCUCUGUGACAGGCAUCUUGAAGGUGUGGAUUGUCACCUCUGAAAUAAGUGGCAUGCAGGAUACUGAGCCAAUAUUUGAGGAGGAAUCCAAACCAAUUUAUUGUCAGAAUUGCCAAAGCAUCUCUUUUUGUGCAUUCACACAGAGGUCGCUUUUGGUUGUGUGCUCUAAAUAUUGGAGGGUAUUCGAUGCUGGAGACUAUUCCCUGUUGUGUUCAGGUCCCAGUGAAAAUGGACAGACGUGGACCGGAGGUGACUUUGUGUCAGCAGAUAAAGUCAUCAUUUGGACUGAAAAUGGGCAAAGUUAUAUUUACAAACUACCUGCCAGUUGCCUUCCAGCUAGCGAUUCAUUCCGCAGUGAUGUGGGGAAAGCUGUUGAGAAUUUAAUUCCUCCUGUACAGCAUAGCCUCUUGGAUCGAACAGAUAAAGAGUUGUUAAUUUGCCCUCCUGUUACUCGGUUCUUCUAUGGAUGCAGAGAAUACUUCCAUAAACUAUUAAUUCAGGGAGAUUCUUCUGGAAGAUUGAAUAUUUGGAACAUUUCAGACACACCCGAUAAACAGGAAGGUAAAGAAGGGUUGGAAAUGACAACUUCUGUUAGUUUGCAAGAGGCAUUUGAUAAGCUGAAUCCUUGUCCCGCUGGAAUUAUCGAUCAGCUGAGUGUGAUCCCCAGUAGUAAUGAACCUCUUAAAGUAACUGCGAGUGUGUACAUACCAGCACAUGGACGACUUGUCUGUGGCCGUGAGGACGGUAGCAUCAUCAUUGUGCCUGCCACGCAGACAGCCAUAGUUCAGCUGCUUCAGGGGGAACACAUGCUCCGAAGAGGUUGGCCACCUCACAGAACACUUCGUGGUCAUCGGAACAAAGUCACAUGUUUGCUAUAUCCUCAUCAGGUCUCAGCUCGUUAUGAUCAAAGAUAUCUGAUAUCUGGAGGUGUGGAUUUUUCGGUCAUAAUUUGGGACAUAUUUUCUGGAGAAAUGAAACAUAUCUUCUGUGUACAUGGUGGCGAGAUCACUCAACUUCUAGUUCCACCUGAAAACUGUAGUGCAAGGGUACAGCACUGCGUCUGCUCUGUAGCCAGUGACCACUCAGUAGGACUCCUCAGUUUGCGAGAGAAAAAAUGCAUUAUGCUGGCAUCUCGUCAUCUUUUCCCAAUUCAAGUGAUCAAGUGGAGGCCUUCUGAUGAUUACCUAGUAGUGGGCUGUGCAGAUGGCUCUGUGUACGUCUGGCAAAUGGAUACUGGUGCAUUGGAUCGUUGUGUGAUGGGAAUAACAGCAGUAGAGAUACUAAAUGCUUGUGAUGAAGCAGUUCCUGCCGCAGUGGAUUCACUUAGUCAUCCAGCAGUCAAUCUAAAACAAGCUAUGACAAGACGUAGUCUUGCUGCUCUUAAAAAUAUGGCCCAUCAUAAGCUACAGACCCUUGCAACUAACCUCUUGGCUUCUGAGGCAUCUGACAAAGGAAAUUUACCUAAAUAUUCUCAUAACUCCCUGAUGGUUCAAGCAAUAAAGACAAACCUAACAGACCCAGACAUACACGUGCUUUUCUUUGAUGUGGAAGCGUUGAUUAUUCAACUCCUGACCGAAGAAGCCUCUAGGCCGAACACUGCGCUUAUUUCCCCAGAGAAUUUGCAAAAAGCAUCUGGCAAGUCAGACAAAGGGGGCUCUUUUCUAACUGGAAAACGAGCAGCAGUUCUCUUCCAGCAAGUGAAGGAAACUAUCAAAGAGAAUAUAAAGGAGCAUCUCCUUGACGACGAAGAGGAGGAUGAGGAGACAAUGAGGCAGAGGAGGGAAGAAAGUGAUCCCGAAUAUCGAGCCAGCAAAUCUAAGCCAUUGACCCUAUUAGAAUAUAAUUUAACCAUGGACACUGCAAAAUUGUUCAUGUCCUGUCUCCAUGCCUGGGGUUUGAAUGAAAUUCUGGAUGAAGUUUGUCUCGAUCGCCUUGGAAUGCUGAAACCCCAUUGCCCAGUAUCGUUUGGUCUCUUGUCAAGAGGAGGUCAUAUGUCUCUGAUGCUCCCUGGUUAUAAUCGGGCUGCUUGUAAACUGUCACAUGAGAAAGCAGAAGUAGGAAGGAAGCUGCCAGCGACCGAGGGAGUAGGAAAGGGCACCUAUGGAGUGUCCCGAGCCGUCACCACACAGCAUCUCCUGUCUGUCAUCUCUCUGGCAAAUACCUUAAUGAGUAUGACAAAUGCAACUUUUAUUGGUGAUCAUAUGAAGAAGGGCCCUACCAGGCCACCUAGACCAAGCACCCCAGACCUUUCUAAGGCACGGGGUUCUCCUCCAACUUCCAGAAAUAUUGUGCAAGGACAGAUUAAACAAGGAUGGAGUCAAUUGGCUGCUAUGCACUGUGUGAUGCUGCCGGACCUGCUGGGGUUGGACAGAUUCAGGCCUCCACUUCUGGAGAUGCUCGCUCGGAGGUGGCAAGAUCGGUGCCUGGAGGUCAGAGAGGCCGCGCAGGCCCUGCUUCUAGCGGAACUGAGAAGAAUCGAGCAGGCGGGAAGGAAGGAAGCCAUCGAUGCCUGGGCUCCUUAUUUACCUCAGUACAUGGACCAUGUCAUAUCACCUGGGGUCUCAGCAGAAGCCAUGCAGACAGUCACCACGGCUCCUGAUACUACCUCGGGGCCAGAAGCCAAAGUCCAAGAGGAAGAGCACGACCUCGUAGAUGAUGACAUCACGACCGGUUGCUUAGCAAAUGUCCCACAAAUGAAAAAAAUUUCCACAUCUUAUGAGGAAAGACGGAAACAAGCCACUGCUAUUGUUCUACUAGGAGUAAUAGGAGCUGAAUUUGGUGCUGAAAUUGAACCUCCUAAACUGUUGACCAGACCUCGAAGCUCUAGUCAAAUUCCUGAGGGAUUUGGUUUGACUAGUGGUGGAUCCAACUACUCACUGGCCAGACAUACUUGCAAGGCACUGACCUUUCUUCUGCUACAGCCACCGAGCCCCAAACUUCCUCCACACAGCACCAUCCGAAGAACAGCCAUAGAUCUGAUUGGACGCGGUUUCACAGUCUGGGAGCCGUACAUGGAUGUGUCCGCCGUCCUGAUGGGGCUCCUCGAACUCUGUGCGGACGCCGAGAAGCAGCUCGCCAACAUCACAAUGGGGCUGCCUCUGAGCCCGGCAGCUGACUCCGCCCGCUCUGCAAGGCAUGCCCUCUCGCUCAUUGCCACUGCCAGACCACCCGCCUUCAUUACGACUAUAGCCAAAGAGGUGCACAGACAUACUGCUCUCGCAGCGAAUACCCAGUCGCAGCAAAAUAUGCACACCACAGCUCUUGCACGAGCUAAAGGGGAAAUUCUGAGAGUCAUUGAAAUUCUUAUUGAAAAGAUGCCCACAGAUGUUGUGGAUCUUCUUGUGGAGGUUAUGGACAUCAUUAUGUACUGCCUUGAAGGAUCUUUAGUUAAAAAGAAAGGUCUUCAGGAGUGUUUCCCCGCCAUCUGCAGGUUCUACAUGGUCAGCUAUUAUGAGCGGAAUCACAGAAUAGCAGUUGGAGCUCGCCAUGGUUCAGUGGCCUUGUACGACAUCCGGACUGGAAAAUGUCAGACCAUCCAUGGACACAAGGGACCAAUCACUGCAGUGGCCUUUGCUCCCGAUGGACGAUACCUUGCCACCUACUCAAACACCGACAGCCACAUUUCUUUCUGGCAGAUGAACACCUCACUGCUGGGAAGCAUCGGCAUGCUGAACUCGGCACCUCAGCUGCGCUGCGUUAAAACCUACCAGGUGCCCCCGGUGCAGCCGGCCUCCCCCGGCUCGCACAACGCGCUCAGGCUGGCCCGGCUCAUCUGGACUUCCAACCGCAACGUCAUCCUGAUGGCGCACGACGGGAAGGAGCACCGCUUCAUGGUCUGACGCCGCGCCCGCCGCCGCGACCGCAUCUCGGCGCUGUCGGCCCUCUACGCAGAGAUCCCCCGUCCUAACUUCUGCCGGUCAUUCCUCAGUGCCUGCCCACGCCAGUGUCAUCCAGGGGCGCGGCCAGGCCCGUGUCACUUCUGCAUGGUUCUCGGGGUAGACUCCUGCUCGUGCCACCUAUUGAUUCAGAGGCAUGCCCACGUGGCUCUGCAGGAUGUGGCCCUUCUGUCACUAGGUCUUUUUUUUCCUACUGGAGGGGGAGGGGAAGCCGGCAGUCGGCCCCAGGAGCACUCCUGUGUCUGGGUGCACCAGCAGCCCGAAAAUCAAUAAGCACUGUGAUUGCACUCCCAGCCCAGGUCAGCGUUUUCCUCGAGCUAAACCCCAUUUCUAAAGCACUGCUUGAGCCUGGUCAUUUCGACGUUGGAUUUUGAAGAAACGUGGUAGUCCUAAUUGUCGAAAUUAUUUUCCUUUGGAUUUCCUAAAACAUACUGUUGUUUACCAAAAAGAUUCUUUGUUUACAUGGGGCUUUUUUUUUUUCCUUCAGCUGGUAGUUAGGAAAUCACUCAAUCCAAUUUCCUAGAGCUUAGCCACUACCUUCUUUAUUAACACGUAACCAACGUGAAAGGAAUGAGAAAAUAUACCAAAAAAUUUUUUUUCCUCGUGGAGAACAGUUUCCCAGACACCUUGCCCUCUAAAAUGCUCAUAUCCUGCUUAAGCGAUGCUGUAUUUAAUAGUUUAAAAUAAAAAUCACUACUUAUGGUCUAGUUAAUAUAACUAUCAGUUGCUAUAACUAAUCUCUUAAAUAGACUUUUGUAAUAACCCAGUUUGGAAGCAUAACAUAUCUCAAAAGAAGACACUGCAUCUAUCACAACAGAUCUUUUGAAGCAAGAGCUUACCCCUUUCUUCUAGAAACUUUACAGAUGUGCAGUUCCCAUGUCAUUUAUCACAUAAUAGUUACAAUUCAGCCUCAAACUACUACUGGUCAAUUAAAGGAAAACUAAGCAUUUCUUUCAAACAUGUAUUCUAGAAAAUUAGUAACUAUGGCACAAGCAUUCAGGAGUAUACAUAGAAAUAUGACGGCUCAAUCAAUCUGAGCAAAUAUUGCAAUGAGAGUGUACAUUACACUUUGUAGUCAGCUUUAACGAGGUUGCUUUCUUAUGUCAAAUUCUGCUGUUUCUUGCUCAUAGUAAUGGGGAAAAAAAAUCCAUAAAAUAAUAUUCUGUAUGAAUUGCUCCUAACAAACCUUGAUCUGUAUAUUAUUGGGGAGUUAGUUGGUUGUCGAUUGGUUGGUUAGUUGGAUAAAAUGGUUUAUUAAUGUAAAAAUAAAAAAUGAUUUGUGAAAUUCAGAGAAAAUAUGUGAAACUUACAGAGGAACCAAAACGAUAAUGGGGGAUUUAAUUUAAAAAGCAUAGCAGUCAGAGUUCGUGUAAUAUUACAAAAGAAUAGGAUGACGGUCCGGGAACAAAUACAUCUGUUAUUUUAUUGAAACAGAUUUUUCAAGAACAUGUUAAGAAAUGAAGACCGCUAGAACGUUUCUUUCAUAUUAAUAUAAAGUAUGUUAUUUCCAUUGAUGGCAAACCUGUACUAUUCCUUGGUUGUAGACUUUGGGUGUUCUUUCAAAGUGAAUUUAUGCCACAUGCAUGUACAUUGUAUUUAUAAAGAUUAUAUAUGUAGUUUCCAGGAAGAAACAGAACUAUACAGUGUAGACUUUAUUUGUUUGCUGAACAUACUGUUGUGUUCAAUAUAGGUGGAGAAACCUGAAGUAAACAAAAGAUGAACUUGGCUUUUCCAGUGGGUUCCCGAACCCAGCACAUGUUUACUUUAUGAACUGAAAGGGGGAUUAAUUUAUUCUAGACGACACAGCUGUUUUGGAAUGAUGACAUAGAAGUGUACAUUAGAGAUUUUUUUUGAAACAAAAUGCUCAGUGUGUCUGUAGAAAGGUGUGAGACCACCACACAUACGCACAGGGUUGGCACACACUGCAGAGAUGUAGAACAAAGCGGUGGCAGCCAGAGGAUCAACACACCUGGGCAGUGGGCGUCGGCCAGCCUGUCACGCGUUGUCUUCACAGACAACCGAAAUUACUGGCCAGUAGAAUAUUACAAUUACAAAACCGUGGGGUGGGCGAUAGUUGAUGGCCAGUAGAAUAUUACAAUUACAAAACCGUGGGGUGGGUGAUAGUUGAUGGUUGGACAGAUAGCUCUCACUGCUAAACUAAUAUUUGCAUUCUUGUUAACACAAAUCUCUCCUUGGCUAUUUCGACGACCACAGUCCAAACUUCUUCACAGCUUGGAUUUCACAGCACUGAGGUAAACUUUGUAUUGUCAUCCAGUGUACGCUUUUAGUAUUUUAUUAAUUUCCUUGGCCCCGUACUUGGACCUGUUCUUGUAAAUGUAGAGACAUAUGUGGCUUCAUUGGUAAUUUACAAGCGAAGGAUGACAUGACGUGACACCUGCGUGAAAGUGUAAUGAUCGAACUCACUGUGUACAGCAAAUGAAUUAAAAUGUCUGCCUCUCAAGACAUUUCUUGAUUACUCCACUUAAUAGAUUCUGUAUGUGCUGAAUGUUGCUCUGUACAUAUGUGUGUUAAAUAAACCGAAUUGUACCGAAGAUUGUUUUUCCCAUUAAAAACAUUGUUCACUCUUAAA